Dovyalis caffra is the source of this 1071-nucleotide messenger RNA. The record is from the annotation of a GenBank genome assembly. NCBI's taxonomy places the organism in Eukaryota, Viridiplantae, Streptophyta, Magnoliopsida, Malpighiales, Salicaceae.
AUGUUGUGCUGGUUUACAGCAUUCAAAUGGAUAUGGGUGUCAUUUACAUUUGUUCUUGACAAUUCCCAUGGAUAUGGAUGCCUGGAAUUUUUGCUUCUUCCUAUUGAACAUCAAUGCGGUUUUCUUCUGCAGAUAUUGCUUGAUGUUGUUUCGGUAUUCAACAUGGUCUCCUCUCUCUCCCGGGAGAAGCAUUCUAUAAAAAUAACUCAGAAUGGACUUGAGGUAUUUAGGGAGUAUUAUCCACCAAAUAAGGAGUUUGUCACCCUAGAGUGUGUGUGGGAGACAGAUAAGUUUGUUUUGGUUGAGAAAACACACAAAAGAGAUGUAAAAGGUGAAGAUGGGGGUCUUGGAGAUGGUUCUGUUGGAAAGUCAGCUCCACGUUAUUGGAGUCUUGAAUCUUUUCUAGGAGGCACCUUUUCUCAGAUAAUGCAAUAUAUUGCUGCUAUGCUAAUCAUCAUUCAUGAUGCUGUUCUGCUUUCUGCUAUGCUUGUCAAGGCUGUGCAAUCAGCAAAAAUGAUUGUACAAGUUGUGGACAACUGUCCCUUGGGGAAUGUUAUUGUUUCAACUUGUUACAAAUGCCAUGUUUGGUUUCCAAACUCAGAUGGCCUGCUGAAGGAUGUUGUUAACUCAUUUGCACACAGUGACUCUGAUCUGGAGAAAGCUGAUGAAGAUCAAACUGCCAGAGAAGGUUCUGCUCAUAUCAAGGAAGAUACAAAGCAUUUGUUUCCAGGCCCUCCUCUUCGAGGUGAGUUUGGGAAACAAGUUGAAGAUGGCGUUGAAUUGGGAGACAAUCCAAUCAUUUCAGAAUCUCCAGGUAAGCAACUCCCUCCAAAAGACAGCCUGGCUGCAACAUCAAGUUCACCUCCAAGCUCAAAAUCAAAGCAAGUGGCUUUUGUCUCAGUUAAAAGACCUGCGCCAUCGACAGCAGCCUUCAUCUCUGUCAAAAAACCCACAACUUCAAAUGCAAAUAUAGAGGAUCCUCAUUUCAAGGAAAUGGAGGACAAUAGUAACAGGGACGACUCAUUUUUUAAUUUGCUCACUGGUGAUAAUCUCAAAGACAGCCUAUUUUGA